AUUAUUGUUGUUUAUUAUUUAAGCUUUAACUUUUUGCUCGCUGCGCUUGCCCUUUCGUUUCGGUUACGUUUCGAUACAGUGUUUGAAAUUUGUGUUCGCAUACAUACUUGAAUACUUACAUUCGCUCCAGAAACAACUACACAACACUGACUGCUACAACAACUACAUUCAAAGAAGGCGCGCGUUUCAUUUCGGGUGAGCGGAGUGGAGAGUUCGUUCGUGCGCGUCGUCGACGCUAGCGCCAAUCAGCGGAAUCGGCAUCGACAUCGGCAUCGUCAUCGGCAAUCGGAAUUCAAAGUGAACGAAAAACGACGGACGACGCUUUUAUGUUGGCGACUGAUCGAAAGAACCCGCGCGCAGUGAAAUUCGUGGGAACAUUGCACAGGUGUUCGUUAAGAUCGUGGAAGAAGAACCAUAAUAAGAAGAAGCGACAGCAGCUAAAUGCAAUUCACAAUUUACAAUUAACUAGAACGCCAAGUGAUACAAAACAUAAAUAGAGUGCGAAAUAAGCAUAUGGCCGAAGCUUUAAGCACAGCAGCCAGUAGCAUGGAGCUGGCGCUCAAGGAUCCAAACGUGGGCGUGGGCGGUUUGAUCGUGGACAUGACACCGACAACAGCGGCGCUGUUGCAUCACAAUGCGCUGGCGUUGCGCAGCCUGAAAGAGGUGGCGAGCUCUGCAUCUGCGUCCGCAUCGGAAUCCGAGCAGCCGGAGCCGGCGGAGCCAACGAACCUGAGCACAGCUGGGGGUGGACCGCAUUCGCCGCCGAUGACAUUCCGUUGUGAGCGUUGCGACAACUUUGAGACUAGUUCGCGCGCGACGCUGUUGUUGCAUGUGGUGCAAUGUCUGGCGGGGCAGGCGGCAGCAGCGGCCGCUGCGGUGGCCGCUGCGGGGCGACUGAAGAGCGAGGAGCACGACGAACCCGAGAACAUGAGCGUGAGUCACAUGGACACAACCAGCAACAAUAACGGCAGCAGCAACAACAACAACAAAGGCUCCAACGAAGGCGGCUCCAGUUCGUCGGCCAGCUCGUCGCCUGCGGGCAAUGGCAGCGCCUCAAGCGCAAGUGGCAGCGCCACAAGCGCAAAUGGCAGCGCCUCGCGCAAAGUGUUCGAGUGCGAUGUGUGCAAUAUGAAGUUCUCGAACGGCGCCAACAUGCGACGACACAAAAUGCGCCACACGGGCGUCAAACCCUACGAGUGCCGCGUCUGCCAGAAGCGCUUUUUUCGCAAGGACCAUCUGGCCGAGCACUUUACGACGCACACGAAAACGCUGCCCUAUCAUUGCCCCAUCUGCAAUCGCGGCUUCCAGCGUCAGAUUGCGAUGCGUGCGCACUUCCAGAACGAGCACGUCGGCCAGCACGAUCUGGUGAAGACUUGUCCGCUGUGCAGCUAUCGUGCCGGUUCGAUGAAAUCGCUGCGCAUUCACUUCUUCAAUCGUCAUGGCAUCGAUCUCGAUAAUCCAGGUCCGGGUGGCACUUCCUCGUUGCUGCUCGCCCUCGAGUCGCAGGCUUCGGCCGCUGCAGCGGCAGCUGCCGCCAGCUAUGUGUCACAGCCUCUGUCACAGCAGCAGCAACAGCAACAACAACAGUCGCCACAGCAGGUUGUGCAACAAGCGCCGCCGCCGCCGCCAGCGAGUCAUCAGAGCGACAGCGGCGAAUCGAUGCGUUCGCUGGAGAAUGCGACGCCACCGAUGCACUUCCUCACGCCGCACGUCGAGAUCUCUACGCUCAAUGAGAACGGCAACACGGAGCUAUUCAAUCUGAUUUGCGUCUUGCGUGAAUCUGCUUUACAGGGCAACAACAACAACAAUAACAAUAGCCACACGAGCAACAACAACAACAACAUCGAGCUGGACUCGAAGGACAAGGAACAUGCGUUGCUGCUGCAGACACCCGUUGUGCUGGGCGCUCCACAGGAACUGCCCAUGGAUUGCAAUACGAAGGCGACGCCAAUCUCGUCCAGUACUGCGAGCACAGCGAGCAGCCUGAAGAGUCAUCAUCUACAUCCGCAUUCGCACCAUCAUCACCAUCACCAUGAGAAUCACAUUACGCCCUCCAUCAGUCUGAUACCCAUCAAGCAGGAGCCACUGCUGGAUGAGGCGGACAAGAAGGAGUCGCUCAAUGGCAAUGACAGUGACUCGGAGCAUGCCUCCAACAAUAACAAUAACAACAGCAUCAGCAACAACAACAACAGAAUCACCUCACUGAUCAAGGUUUCGCCACUGAAAUCGCUGCUGCGCGAGGACUUAAAGCGUCGAAUCUGCGCCAAGGCGAACAAUCGGAUUACCCGCAAUGCGACACCGUUGGAGCACGAGAUGCAGCAGAACAUGAUGAACGGCAGCAACGCAGGCGGCACUGGGACAUCACCGGUCGGUGGCAAUGGAGCAAGCAAUGCCAGCACCUCGCCCAAUGGAGCCAAUCAUCACAAUGGCAGCGCGUCGGCGACGCCCAUUUGCAACGGGACGAUCACGUCGACGGGCCAGGAGACGGAGAUGCUGUUGAAUCGCAAACAGAUCUUGACGUGCCACUUUUGUGGCAUCGAGUUCCCCGACGAGACGCUCUACUUUUUGCACAAGGGUUGCCACUGCGAGAGCAAUCCGUGGAAGUGCAACAUCUGCGGUGAGCAGCUCAACAAUGUCUACGAGUUCAACUCGCAUCUGCUGAGCAAGAGUCAUCAAUAGCAGCCACAGUUCGCUGGCAAGUGAGCGGAGCAAGCAAACAUUGCCGGCAAGCAGCAAAAGUUGAAAGAGCGAGACAGCAGAUAUAGCUCAAUCCAAGAGGAACAAAUAGAGUUUUGGGCGAAGAAGCGACCCAACUUUAAUGAAUUAGUGAUUAAAGCAAAAGUUUUUAAUUUCGAGCAAAAAGAAAACAAUGAGAGCUACGUAGUUACCUAAUCCCCCCACAAAGCGAGAAAGAGAUAGUUUCAUGUGAGAGUGAGGAGUGUCUAGAGAUCUAUAAAGAGAGUGGAGAGUGAAAGAGAGAGAGAGAGAGAGAGAAGAUAUGUUGGUUCCCCCCUAAAAUCCUGUUAUGUAGUGUUAAUUAUUGCAAUUUUAGUCUGUAGUCUUGUGUAAGGCAAUAAAUCUAUAUAGACAUAUAUUUCCAGCCAGUCGAACUGGCAUACGUAGCGUCACGUAGCGCCAAAACGUAACAUCACGUAAACGAAAUGGUCAACUUACGUACUUAGCGAAGCUUCACGUAACGUUAACGUUGCGACAGCUAAGCGAAGCAUCACGUAAUGACAUUUAAUGUCAGUUCAAGGAAACGUAGCGUAACAUUACGUAAGCGUAGCGUAACGUCACGUUACGACAGAGAAGAGCAGCGUCACGUCACGUAAGCCAAGCUUCAGUUUGUAGAUGACGCCUCAAAGGCGUCUUUGAAAAGGGUUUUUAAACUAGGCAUUUUUCACAUAUUUACCAGAGACACUCACACAUACACACACACACACUAUGUGUGUGAAAAGGGCUUUGAAUUUGUUAUGUUUUUCAGAGUUUAUCUAGCGCAAAAUGAGAGCAAAGUUUAAUUAUAAUCACACUUAUAUAACGAUAUAUACAGAUACAAAAAUUAUAUAUACUAUAUAAAUGAAUAUAUACAAAUGAAAGCAAUACAGUUAUAGCCGCCACACAGUUUUAGCCAACCCCAAAACACACACAUACAGACAGAUAUAUAUACAAUAUAUAUGUAGAUACAGAUAUAUAUAUUAUUAUACUCGUACCUUUUACUUAGCUCUUAGUUAAACUAACUUAUAAAAAAAACUUAACAAUAACGAUUAAGUGACGUUGAUCUGGGAAAACUGCGCUUUACAAAAGCCAAAAACAAAAGCAAAAACAAAUGAAAACAACAACAGUUUUUUCCAAUAAUAAUAAAUUAGAGAAAUUCGCACAGUGCUGCUCAAAAGUUUGCAUACAACAAACGGUCAAAGCAAAGCAAAAUGAUAACAAAAAGAAAAAAAAAAACUAAAAUAUGAAAACAAUGCAAAUGUGAUACAAAAUUGUUGUAAAUAAUUGGUAAACAAAAAAAAAGAAGUGAAUAGUAAAAGUAAUUUGUUGAAAUAAAAGAUUAAAGAUAAAAACUAUGCCUUAGAUGCCUAUAUACGAUACGAGAGCACGUUUUGCGUAUACACUGUACAAAAAAAAAAGAAGUGAAAAGAAAGGAAAAGCAAAAAUGAUAUACUGUUGAUAUGAUAGUUAACUUUAGUGUAAAAUCAAAUCAAAAUUGUGGUAAAACAAAAACAAUGAUAGGAAAAUUUUCCUUCAAUCCUUUAAUCCUUUAUCCCCGAUCCUCUAUUCCUCUUUUACCCUGUUUUUCCCAAUCCUAAGUCCGCACCUAACCUCACACUUUGCUGACGUCACUCGGGGGUUGUAUGCAGCCUCAGCUUGAGCUGCUGUGCGCCAAUUUUACUUCAGAUUCGAAUUCUUAUUCAGAUUCAGACAUCCGUCCAUGAGGUUCACAAAUUGAUCUAUAUAAUAUAUGUAGUCUACUUCUAUAUAUCUUAGCUGAGAAAUUGCAGUUUGUUAAUAUUAUCUUUAACUAUUGCAUUAAUUUUAUUCAUUAAUUAUUGUUUUGGUUAAGCGAAAACGAAAAUGUUGUUUUAUCUUUAUUUUUUUUUUGUUUAGCACAGUCAACAAAUGGCAGGGCACACCCACACACACACACACUUAUACACAUACAUAACACACACAUAAACAUGCACACGCACACACCUGUAUUUGUAGUUGCUCUACUCUAGCCAAUUAAUUUGCUGUAAAAAUGGUUUGUUGUGUUCAUUUAAUUUGUAAUUUAAAUAUAACAAUCGUACAUUGUAAUUAGUUGCUAGAUCUACUCAUUUCUUUUUUUUUAUUAUCAUUAUUAUUAUUACUACUAUUAAACAUGCACAUUUUUGCAACAAGAAAAACAAAACACAAACAACAAUAACAAAAACAAAAACAUUGUUAAUUAGCAUACAAAAACAAAUUGUUAUAAAGCGCGAGGCGGGUGGGAAAAAUAAAUACAAAAACAAAUAAAAUUAAUAUUAAACAACAAAAUACAAUUUCGAAAUCAAAAAACGUUUAACGUUUGCAAUUUUUAGCUAAAAACACUUUCAUGUUGAAUUUUUAAUAGAUUUAAACUGGCUAAGAAAUAAAAAAAAAGAGAAAUACAUUUACUUAAUUAGUAAUUCUAAUUAUAGCUACAACCAUAAAAGGCAUGUUAAUUUUUUUAAA
Drosophila nasuta is the source of this 5196-nucleotide messenger RNA. RefSeq names its product protein hunchback. Lineage: Eukaryota; Metazoa; Arthropoda; Insecta; Diptera; Drosophilidae. Gene Ontology annotation, biological process: regulation of transcription by RNA polymerase II. Bases 514 to 2679 code for a protein of 721 amino acids. Gene Ontology annotation, molecular function: RNA polymerase II cis-regulatory region sequence-specific DNA binding; DNA-binding transcription factor activity. The record is from RefSeq and is a predicted model, not a curated record. The transcript is spliced from 6 exons.